AUGUCAAAUUCUCAGCAAGAACUAGACUUGGAUACAUGGUGGCUUCGCACAGACCUAGAUGAUCUCGCUCUAUCAGGCCUUUCAGAUACAUAUCUACCAAGCUUGAGCGACUGGCUGAUGGAAGCGGAUCAGGAUGGGAAUAUGAUGCAGUCACCAGAGGUUGGAUAUCAACACGGUGAACAGGUUGAUAGAGGGUCUAUGGGGCUUCAGCAUUCAUCUGGUAGAUGGGGCCAGACCUCCAUUACAUGUGACAAUGCCACACCAGUCAGGUCAAUUGCAUCUGAGGACAAGCAGGACUUGUCACAGCUUUGUGACGGGGAGUUGGAGCAAUUCAUGCGGACCUUUGAGCAGGACAUAGGAUUACAACAAUAUGAGGGCUUGAGAUCUUUACAUGAGCCUCCAGUUGGGGAGACAAGCGUCUCUGAGUAUGUAGGAUCAGGCUAUCUUAACAAUCAAGACCUCCACCCCAAUGAUCAAGACUCCACCCUGCAGACAUUCGAUGCUGUUGAUCAGGUCAGCCAAAAAUGCCUGACUAUCACCACAAUUGACCGGCAACGGGGUCCUCGGGAAGUAAGGACAAAAGACAAUCUGGACACAGUAGAACCCAAGCAAAAGAGAGCAGUUUGGUUAGCAGGACGUGGAAGACCUCCAAAGAGAUGUAUCCUGAGGCAGCAAAAUGGGGCUGCUUUCCCAGAUACAAAUGGGAAGUUUGUGAGUGCAUUGGCAAUGCCAGGUAUCAGGAAUGUAGCUGCAUUCAUUGGGUGUCAUGGGUCUACAAUCAGACGGGCUAUGGCACGAGCAAAUGAGGAUAAGGGCAUUGUUCUUGGAAUCUGGCGGGUCGAGGAAUACAAUGAGAAUGAAGCAGUCAAGGAUGAGGACUUGCUGAUACAACUUGAGGAACAGUCCUAUCUUGGUCAACAGACUCAUCAAGACUCUGUGGUAUCAGCAGGGAAUCAUUGCUGCAUUGACGGAUCAGAAACAACUCUGAGUGAUGUUCAUACUGGUCUCAAUACUGCAGCUGGCCAUGAGCAGAACAUAAGUCUUGCAUCACCUUCACUCAGACAAUCAUCUUAUCUGUCAGUAGAUCCGGUUCAACACUUGACAGCUGCAGGCGGACAGGCUUCAGGUGCUGCAAUUGUAGGCAGCGGCUAUAUGAUCGAGUAUCCCAAAAGAUCACUGAAACCUGGGGCACUUGCAAAGCUAUACCUUGUGAGGCGGGCAGACGGGGAGCAUUUCGACCAUGAAGAGAAAUCAGUACCCUUCGCUCUGAUAUGUACGGACAGGGAUGAAUACAUUAGGAAGAACAGUCUUAUCCUGCCAAUGCAGAGAUCAAACUCAGGCUCAGCAAAUCAGCACGAGACAUACAAGAGCUCUCAUCAGGCCGGAUCAACAGUCCUGCUAUCAUCAGAGGACAGCCUUGUUUCGACCAAUCCUAUCAAUCCUGCUAUUGGCCACCAGGCAUCAGACCUUGAAGGCACAAUUGGUAGUAGGGAACAGGCUGUGUUUCACACCAAGAAAGGGCAAGCGGCAUUCCGCUCAGUAGCUACUAGGAAGAAGAUGCAGAAAAGUGCAAUCAAUCACCACCAAAGCAUCUCUGACGCAGCUAAAACAAGAAUGUUGGAAAUACAUGAAAAACUUCUUCAUGUGGAGCGAGUGGAUGGGACUAGCUUUCCAUACAAUAAGCAGCAGGUAUAUUUUGCAAUCAUACAAGGUAGACUUGCUGCUAGCAAGUUUUUAGAAUGUAACCUCACUACAAUCCGGUACGCUCUGCAGAAGAGGGGCAAAAAGAAGGGCAUUCUGAAGAAAGUAUGGAGAGUUAAAGACCUAGGCAAAGCGAUUCCUUCUGCUUGA
Molecule: messenger RNA, 1851 nt
Organism: Filobasidium floriforme
Lineage: Eukaryota; Fungi; Basidiomycota; Tremellomycetes; Filobasidiales; Filobasidiaceae
Exons: 2
Coding region: 1-1851 (616 amino acids)
Source: RefSeq, a predicted model, not a curated record